CUGUGUCUCUUCUCUAUCAGAUUUUUCCUCAAGUUUUUCCUCAAGUGCAACCAGAACUGUUUGAAGAAUGCAGGAAACCCACGGGACAUGAGGAGGUUCCAGGUUGUUGUAUCGACUACGGUGAGCGUGGAGGGUCACGUCUUGUCCGUCUCAGACAACAUGUUUGUCCACAACAACUCCAAACACGGGCGGCGGGCUCGUAGACUUGACCCUGUGGAGGGAACACCAUCUUACCUAGAGCACGGAGCAGCUCCCUGCAUUAAAGCCAUCAGUCCCAGCGAGGGGUGGACUACAGGGGGCGCUACCGUCAUCAUCAUAGGGGACAACUUCUUUGACGGGCUCCAAGUUAUCUUCGGUACCAUGCUGGUGUGGAGCGAGCUGAUUACACCUCACGCCAUCCGGGUCCAGACGCCGCCCAGACACAUCCCUGGGGUCGUAGAGGUCACUCUAUCCUACAAAUCCAAACAGUUCUGCAAAGGCACGCCGGGGAGGUUCAUAUACACAGCUUUGAAUGAACCAACCAUUGACUACGGCUUCCAGAGGCUUCAGAAGGUCAUCCCUCGGCAUCCUGGGGAUCCCGAAAGGCUGCCAAAGGAGGUUAUUCUGAAGAGAGCAGCAGACUUGGUGGAAGCCCUCUAUGGCUUGCCUCAUAAUAACCAGGAGAUCAUUCUGAAACGGGCAGCAGAUAUUGCAGAGGCUCUCUACAGCGUUCCACGAGGGCACACCCAGCUCUCUGGCUCUUCUCACAGUGGCAUGAUGGGAGUCAAUUCCUUCACCGGGCAGCUGUCCGUCAACGUGGCUGAGCCCGCUCAAGCCAAUCAGGGGUUUGUGCGCAGCAGCAGCAGCAGUGUGUCGCCUCAUGGUUAUGUUCCCAGCUCCACACCUCAGCAGACCAGCUACACCUCAGUCACAAGCACCAUGAACGGUUACGCCAACAACACCGGCAUGACCAACCUUGGAGGCUCGCCUACUUUCCUUAACGGCUCCGCCGCCAACUCGCCUUAUGCUAUUGUUCCAUCCAGUCCCACCAUGGCCUCCUCCACCUCUCUACCCUCCAACUGCUCCUCCUCUUCUGGUGUCUUUUCCUUCUCCCCGGCCAACAUGGUAUCAGCGGCCGUUAAGCAGAAGUCCGCCUUCGCUCCAGUUGUCAGGCCCUCAUCCUCCCCACCACCCUCCUGCACCAGUGCCAAUGGCAAUGGACUCCAAGGUAAUUCAGCAUGCCACUUUAUCAGAGGACGGAGCUCAGAGGGAAGAAUUCCCCGGCAGAUGCUUUCAGGGGGGACCGUUUAG
Molecule: messenger RNA, 1290 nt
Organism: Menidia menidia (Atlantic silverside)
Lineage: Eukaryota; Metazoa; Chordata; Actinopteri; Atheriniformes; Atherinopsidae
Source: the annotation of a GenBank genome assembly